Molecule: messenger RNA, 1537 nt
Organism: Fragaria vesca subsp. vesca
Lineage: Eukaryota; Viridiplantae; Streptophyta; Magnoliopsida; Rosales; Rosaceae
Product: probable E3 ubiquitin-protein ligase RNF217-like
Exons: 3
Coding region: 1-1038 (345 amino acids)
Biological process (GO): ubiquitin-dependent protein catabolic process; protein polyubiquitination; positive regulation of proteasomal ubiquitin-dependent protein catabolic process
Cellular component (GO): ubiquitin ligase complex; cytoplasm
Molecular function (GO): ubiquitin conjugating enzyme binding; ubiquitin protein ligase activity; zinc ion binding
Source: RefSeq, a predicted model, not a curated record
AUGACAAUGUUCAAAAUUCGAAGUAGGAGUAGGAGAUUCAUCAGGAGACCCAAACUGGAGGAGAAAGUAGUGUCCCUAUCACGGACCGAUGAGAUCGUGAACAUGGAAGACGAUGUGCUUUGCUUCACACCAAAGAGGUCGUCGAACAACUUCAAUGUUGUCGAUGAGAACAGAAACCUUAAAUCAAUUAAGGAGUCUAUCAAGGCCUCUAUUCUCAAAUCCCCAGGUAAUUUCAUCGACCUUUCUGAUGAAACUAUGAACUAUGAUGAUGAAGAGCUUGAAGUUCUAAGGGUUCGACCCCGAAAUAUUACAUUCGGAAAGCGAAGAAAUAAACCCAAACCCUUUAGUGGUCAUUCUGUAACCGAAUAUGGGGAAUCUUCGAAUUCCAAUUCCAAAAAGGACUCAUCAUUUUUAUGUGAAAUCUGCGCCGAGCCUAAGCCUAGGAAUGAGUCAUUUGGUAUAAAAGGUUGUAGUCAUUCAUAUUGUACAGAGUGCAUGAUCAAAUACGUGGCAUCCAAGCUUCAAGAAAACAUUACAAACAUUAAGUGCCCUGUUUCUGAUUGCAAAGGGUUGCUGGAGCCGGAGUAUUGCCGUCCGAUUCUGCCACCUGAGGUGUUUGAGAGGUGGGGAAGUGCAUUGUGUGAGGCGGUGAUUCUCGGGUCUGAGAAGUUUUACUGCCCCUUUAAGGAUUGCUCCGGGAUGUUGAUUGAUGAUGGGAAAGAGGUCAUAACGCAAUCGGCGUGCCCUAAUUGUUGGAGAAUGUUUUGUGCGCAAUGCAAGGUUCCUUGGCAUGCUGGGAUUGACUGCUUCGAGUUUCAGAAGUUGAACAAGGAUGAGAGGGGAAAAGAGGAUAUUAUGUUGAGAAAACUUGCGCAAAAGAAAAGGUGGAAGAGAUGUCCCAAGUGUAGGUUUUAUGUGGAAAAAUCAGAAGGUUGCCCGUUCAUGAGGUGUAGGUGCCAAACUACUUUCUGCUAUAGAUGCGAACACGUUUUGAAGAGCGACCAUAAUCACUAUUGUCCCAAUUGUAAAGGCCGCUGACAUAUUGUGCAAUAUAGCUGGUUAAAUAUGAGGAAUUACAGUGCCAAAAGAAAUUUUAUCCGAAUUCCUCCCAUUUGCUGAUAGAUAUAAUUAGAGUGGUGAACUUGAAGGUUGUUAAACUUAUCUUUACAUUCUAAAUGGUUUUCUUAUCCAAAACCAAAGUACUAGCUAGAAUGUUCGAUCCUCAUAGUUUAAUCAGCUACAAAAGUCACAAUCACAAUGCGAUCUCACGCACUGGUGAGGGAAGACCUGCAAUAUUUAUUCGAUCAGGGCUUGUCUUCCACCAUGUACUGCAGGAGAGUUGCACAUGGAACCGACGAGCUUGAAGAUUGGUUAUUCAUGGACGAUGCUAUAUUGAGGUCGGAAUAUUGGAAAGCUAAAACCAUCACCAACCAAUUCAACCAAGUCUCAAUGCCUUUCAGCUUUUCUGUUUUUAGAAGAGAUAUCGAUGCAUGAUAUAUGUUACAUCCGAUCAUGAGUUAAAACUAUAGAUUUCGAC